Striga asiatica is the source of this 5710-nucleotide messenger RNA. The record is from the annotation of a GenBank genome assembly. NCBI's taxonomy places the organism in Eukaryota, Viridiplantae, Streptophyta, Magnoliopsida, Lamiales, Orobanchaceae.
UAUUUAUUUAUUUUUUUAAAAAAACCACCUACAAAUCCCAUAGCCACACCAACGAACCAAAAUAAAAGGAAACAAAAAAUAAAGUUAAAAAGCAUAAAACAAACACUAAUAAGGGCAAAGGCCAUCAAUUGGACCAACCAAAACCCAAACAGACCCAGCCUGGCUCGCACAGUCGAACCGAACCGCAGACCCACCUCCCAUCACCACCUCGCCACGUGUCUCGCAUCCAACGGUCGAUCUUCCCACCAAUUCUUUGCUUUGUCCCAUUAGCUCUUUAUUACAGGCCUCACAUGUAUUGUGUAGAGAGAGAAACCCGCAAGAGAGUGAGUGUAAGAAAAAUUGGCAGCCCUGUGUUUUUUAUUUUUCCUUUUUAUUUAUAUAUUUUAUUUAAUUUUAUUUAUCUGGUAUAUAGAUAGAUUGGAUUAUCGGAGGUAGAAGCAAAGGAGAGGCCAGAAAUUGUUAGAGCAAAAUCCUCACACAGUAAACCCCAAAACCCACUCCUUAUCCUAUCUUCUUCUUUUACAUCCUUAUUUUCUCCUCUCAAAACCUUCACAUUUCAUUACUUGGUCACUUUUUCCUCUAACUUCUCUCUGCUCUCAUCUUUUCAAUUUCUCCUUUUCAGUUUUCUCUUUUGCAUGGCUGCCCAAAAUCUCUUAGCUUAAGAUUCCUUUGAUUGGUACAAAUUUGGUUCCUCCUUUUACUUUGUUGCUUUUUUUAGUUAGAGCCCAAUUAAAAAGAAAAAGUUGAAGAGAAAAAUGGCCCCAAGGUCAAGUAGGGGCAAAGGGAACAAAGCCAAGAAUGAGAAGAAGAAGAAAGAAGAGAAAGUUGUUCUCAAGGGCAUCUCAACUGACAAAAUAUUGGACGUGAAGAAACUGCUUGCUGUUAAGGGACAUCAAUUGAGUGAUAAGUUGGAUGUUGUGAGCCUCAAGCCGUGCCUGCUGAGAAUGGUUGAAGAGGACUACGCAGAUGAGUCACGGGCCGUGUCCCACGUUCGAAGGCUCCUCGACAUCGUCGCGUGCACGACGCGCUUCGCCAAGCCCAAGGCCGGCGGCGCGGAGUCUCGUCAAAAGAAAAGUAAAGCCCAGAGGAGCACGGCGGCGUCGGCGGCUGCCUCGUCGGAUGGAGAAUCUCGGUCGCCGAAAACCCGGCCACCGGCGAUUUCCCCUGUCUACGACAUGGUGGCCAUUCAACCGAUUCCGAAACUUUCGGAUUUCUACGAGUUCUUCUCUUUCUCGAAUCUCUCUCCACCCAUUCUGCGUGCGUACAGUUUCUUCCUAGCUUUCUCCUAUUUGAAAAGGGUGGAAAGUAAAAUUGGAGAGAAGCUGCGUGACGGCGAUUACUUCGAAAUGCAGAUAAAGAUAUGCAAUGGGAAGAUAAUAAACGUGAUGGCAUCAACCAAAGGGUUCUACACUUUAGGGAAACAAUUUUUGCAGAGCCACUCUUUGGUAGAUCUUCUGCAACAGCAAAGCCAAGCUUUUGCAAAUGUGGGUAAUUUUGACUUGCUUUUGUUAACUCCAAAAUCUAUUGCUAAUGCAUAUGCAUCUUUGAUGAAAUCAUUUGUCGAACACAAUAAGUUUGGUAACCUCCCAUACGCCUUCCGUGCUAACACCUGGCUUGCCCCUCCUUCCAUUACUGACUCAACAUCGAAUUACGUGCCAUUGCCGGCAGAGGACGAGAGCUGGGGAGGAGACGGUGGAGGCCAGGGGAGAUCAGGAGAGCAUGACCUGAGGCCGUGGGCAACGUAUUUCGCCAUCCUGGCCAAUAUGCCAUGCAAGACUGAUGAGGAGAGAGUGGUUCGGGACAGGAAGGCAUUUCUGGUUCAUAAUCUCUUUCUGGACGUUGCUGUUCUUAAAGGGGUCUCAGCCAUACAGAAGGCUGUGCAUUGUGCUGGGAAGGGUGGUUCGGUUGUGCACGAGAUUCGAGUUGGGGAUAUCUUGAUUACGAUCAAAAGAGACGAGGCGGAUGCAGCCUCGAAAGGGGAGGUGAAGAUUGUUGGUGGUAGAAUGUCUGAUGAGUCUGUUGGAGAAGUUUCGCGGAGGAAUCUGCUUAAAGGAGUGACUGCCGAUGAGAGUGUCGUUGUGCAUGAUACUUCCUCAUUAGGUGUUGUAGUUGUUAGACAUUGUGGCUACAGUGCAACUGUCAAGGUUGUUGGAGAUGUGAAAAAAGGAAGGAGUCUUUCACAAGAUAUCGACAUUGAGGACCAGCCGGACGGCGGGGCUAAUGCACUUAAUAUUAACAGUUUACGAAUGAUGCUAAACAAGCCAUGUGCUGAAUCACCAAUCAGAGUUCAGUCUGAUCUGGUAGAUGCUGAAAUUUCUGGAUGCGUUCAGAAAGUAAUAAAAGAUAGUCUGACGAGGCUAGAGAAUAAUACUCCCACAACAGAAAGCUGUUUUAGAUGGGAACUCGGUUCUUGUUGGGUGCAGCAUCUCCAGAAGCAGGAAACACCAGAAGAUAACAAUUCUGGAAGUCCUAAGGAUAGCAAUAAGGCUGAACCGGAGGUUAAAGGACUCGGGAAACAAUUUAAACUGCUAAAGAAGAGGGACAAGAGAAUACCGGCCGCAAGUGAGAAGGAUGAAGAAUUUCACGAUGAAUCUGUGGACCCAAACACGGAAAACAAAACUGGGGAAAUGAAAACUUGUGAUAAGAAUUUUGAGUUGCUGAAUCAUGUUUGUGAAGAGGCCUUUUUACGCUUGAAAGAAACUGGAUUGGACCUUCACACAAAGGUGGAACUUGCAGAUAAGCUUCCUCACAUACAGUCUCUCUGUAUUCAUGAAAUGGUUACUCGAGCUUUUAAGCAUGUAGUUCGAGCUGUUAUUGCUUCUGUUGGGUGCAUAGAGAGUAUGUCCACUGCCAUAGCUGCAACCUUAAAUUUUUUGCUUGGGUCUUGUAAUGUUAAAGAUGAUCAAGCUCUCAAAUUGCAAUGGCUACGAGCAUUUUUGGAGAAACGGUUUGGUUGGAAACUGCAAGAUGAAUUCCAACACCUGAGAAAGUUGUCUAUCCUUAGGGGACUUUGUCACAAGGUUGGAUUGGAGUUGGCCCCUAGGGACUAUGAUUUGGAAAGCUCUGCUCCAUUUACGAAGUCUGAUAUUAUCAGCAUAGUGCCAAUCUGCAAGGCAACUAUAUAUCAGCAGAAGGCAUUAGAUAUCAAUGAGAGGGAGCUGGGGCUUGACCAUCCGGAUACGAUGAAGAGCUAUGGAGAUCUAUCUGUGUUCUAUUAUCGUCUUCAACAUAUUGAAUUGGCCCUGAAAUAUGUCAACCGUGCAUUAUACCUUCUUCAAUUCACAUGCGGGCUCUCUCACCCAAACACGGCUGCUACUUACAUCAAUGUAGCUAUGAUGGAAGAAGGCAUGGGGAACGUGCAUGUUGCUCUCAGAUAUCUCCAUGAAGCCCUAAAGUGUAAUCAAAGACUAUUAGGAGCAGAUCACAUUCAGACUGCUGCCAGCUAUCAUGCCAUUGCCAUAGCUCUUUCCUUGAUGGAAGCAUAUUCCCUUAGCGUGCAACACGAACAAACUACAUUAAAAAUUCUUCAGGCUAAACUGGGAGCCGAGGAUCUGCGUACUCAGGAUGCUGCUGCGUGGCUCGAAUACUUUGAAUCGAAGGCUUUGGAACAGCAAGAAGCCGCACGUAAUGGAACUCCAAAACCAGAUGCAUCCAUUGCCAGCAAAGGUCACCUGAGCGUGUCAGAUCUCCUUGAUUAUAUAAGUCCUGAUCAGGAGUCAAAUGCUCAGAGGAGAAGGCGCUCAAAGGUUUGCCAAGUCGGUGAUAAAUCCCAAUCAGAGAAGCCAGAAGGAAACACCAAAAACACCAUUAACCCUGAAAAUACAGAAACCAUUACGAUAGUAGAGAAAACCAGCCAGAGAGAGGAAAAAAUAACAAAUAAAUCCUCGCAAAAACCAUUGAAGGACACUCAACCCAUACACGAUCAAUCACUUCCAGAACAAAUCAGCCAAGACGUAAACUCAGAAGAUGGCUGGCAAGAAGCCACCUCAAAGAGUCGUUCUGGAAGUGGAACCGCUAAAAAGUACAACAGAAACCGUCCUAAUCUUGCAAAGUUAAAGAUAACCCCCGCACAUUCUCACUCUAAGGACACCAGUUAUAGAAAAGAGUCUGCUUCCCAGGGGCACAAACCUUCAUUCAAGACUACUCCUAAAGACGUGCUUAUCACGAAGCAAUCCAGCCACGAUGAAUCAUCUCACAAACCGCACCCAAAGAUAUCAGGAACCAAAAACUCAAAUUCUUCUCCCACUUCAAUAUCAAAAGCUUCUCAUCCUCCGGCCACCCUCACAGCUCUGGCUUACAAGUCGUUGUCGUACAAGGAAGUAGCGGUCUCGGCCCCAGGUACCGUUCUAAAGCCCUUACUGGAAAAAGUAGACGACUUAACAACUGAGGAAAAAAAAACUGACAGCCAAACAUGCCUUAGCCCUAAAGAGACCCCAGGAGUCCCAGUAGAUGACUCGUCGUCACCUGAAAGCGAAGGCACCACCCAAGAAACAGGGUCGGAUUUAUCAAAUUCCCGCUCAGACACCGAAGAAAAUAUCUCGAGCCCUGAUCAGAAGCCCGUCGAGACAAACGGGAGAAAGCUCUCUGCCUCGGCCGAGCCCUUCAGCCCUGGCUCCUACCCCAUGGGCCCACUCGUUGAGCCAGUCGGGUUCCCCUCAGUCACCACCAGAGUCCCCUGUGGGCCCCGCUCACCAAUGUACUACCGGGCCAGCCAUGGCUUCCGGAUUCGGCCCGGGUUCCUGGGCUACCGUAGCUCGAUGGGUUUCGCCUCACAGAAGACGAUGAACCCGCACGCGCCCGAGUUUGUCCCUAGACGAGCGUGCCAGACAAAAGAAGAUUCGAAAGAACAGACUACAGAUUCUAAAGAAUCUGGAGUCGAGAACGCCGAAGAAAAGGGUACGGCCGUCGUGAGGGGGACGAAGAACAGCAGCACGGAGGCCGAGAAAGCUGAGCUGGCGAGGCAGAUACUACUGAGCUUCAUAGUGAAAUCGGUGCAGACUAAUAAUAAUAAUGCUAAUGCUUCGGAUUUGGAUUCGGAUUUGGCUCCUCCGGAUGGUGAGAAGAAGUACGAGUUAAACUCGAGCAACUCUGCAGAGGCGAUCGCGAACGAUAGCGCGAUCAUAGAGAUUCUUUACACGAGUGAUGAGAAAACGCAGGCCGAUGGAAACGAGAGGCAGAGCACUUUGGGUGGUGGUGAUAAUAAAAGCAAGAUGAGGGACGGGGAAGGUUUUGUGCUUGUGACCAAGAGGAGGAGGAACAAGCAGCAGCUCCCUAAUGGCGUGAAUGGGCUCUAUGGUCAGCAGUCGAUCUGUGCUUCUGUACGCUGAGAAUGAGAUUGCGGGAAGAUCAACAUUUUCUUCUCUUUUGGUGAGGAUAUUGCGGGUGUGCUCUAGGGCUCUAUAGUAAUUUGGUUGGGAGCUUGAUUUCUGGAGAGAGAGCCGAUGGAGCUGGUCUUUUUGUUGCCAGUAAAGGGCUUUUUUCGGCUGAAGUGAUGUAAAAGUUCAUUUUGGUCUUUGCCUGUAGGAAUGAAACUGUAGUUGUCUUUGGAUUGUUAUGCUAACAUGAUGGGAGGGUUCACUGGAAAUGCAUAUUUGUUACCUGUACUGUGAAAUAAAUCCAUGUUCAUCGAACUUGAUCUUCUGUGACUAAAUAAAGGAAGAUUUUUUUUGUUGUAUUGGAUUUUUCUUACAGUGUUCUACUGUUCUUAUUU